Asterias rubens (European starfish) is the source of this 4565-nucleotide messenger RNA. RefSeq names its product very long-chain specific acyl-CoA dehydrogenase, mitochondrial-like. Lineage: Eukaryota; Metazoa; Echinodermata; Asteroidea; Forcipulatida; Asteriidae. The transcript has 14 exons. Bases 1 to 1935 code for a protein of 644 amino acids. Gene Ontology annotation, molecular function: fatty-acyl-CoA binding; flavin adenine dinucleotide binding; very-long-chain fatty acyl-CoA dehydrogenase activity. The record is from RefSeq and is a predicted model, not a curated record.
AUGCUCCGAACUUCAAAAUUAAUUCCUUUGUUCUGUAAGGGUGUGAGUGGGUCUCUGCGAUCUUCGGCAGUCAGACCCAGUGCGAUAACAUGGAGUCUACACCAACAUCGGUGGAAAGCCAGUAUGGCCGAACCAAAGCAAGAAACAACAUCACAGAAAUCCAAAAGUGUGGUUACGGAGUCUCAUUCCUUCGGCAUGGGUCUGUUUAAAGGAGAAGUCAACCUCCAAGAAGUCUUUCCAUUCCCAGAAGUGCUAAACAGCGAGCAGCUCGAGGAGACACAGAUGUAUGUUGAACCAACUCAUAAAUUCUUCCAGGAGGUGAAUGAUGCAGGAAAAAAUGAUUCGUUGGAGAAGGUUGAAGAUCACACCAUGCAGGGACUGAGAGAGAUGGGAGCUUUUGGUCUACAGGUCCCUCAAGAUCACAGUGGACUUGGUCUGACAAACACACAGUAUGCCAGAAUGGUAGAGGUCGUCGGUGAAUACGACCUUGCUGUCGGUAUUGUUCUCGGUGCCCACCAAUCCAUCGGCUUCAAGGGAAUCCUACUGUUUGGCAACCCUGAACAGAAGAAGAAAUACCUGCCGAGUCUCGCACAGGGUGAGCAGAUGGCUGCGUUCUGUCUGACGGAGCCGGCUAGCGGGUCCGAUGCGGCAUCUAUCAGAACGAGGGCUGUGCUUAGCGACGACGGGAAACACUUCAUCUUGAACGGAAGCAAACUAUGGAUCAGCAAUGGUGGAUUUGCCGAAGUUUUCACAGUCUUUGCACAGACCCCAGUCACAAACGCAGAUGGCGUCACAACAGACAAGAUCACAGCGUUUAUUGUGGAGCGUGGAUUUGGUGGAGUUUCCAGUGGUCCCCCUGAGAAGAAGAUGGGCAUCAAGGCGUCCAACACUGCAGAGGUUUACUUUGAAGACGUUAAGAUCCCCGUUGAGAACAUCCUGGGAGAGCUUGGGGGAGGUUUCAAGGUGGCUAUGAAGAUCUUGAAUAACGGUCGCUUCGGGAUGGCUGCUGCAUUGUCUGGAACCAUGAAGGGGCUCAUCAAGAAAGCAGUGGACCACGCCGCUAAUCGGACCCAAUUUGGAGCUAAGUUGGAUACCUUUGGUGUGAUCCAAGAGAAGCUUGCCCGUAUGGCUGUCAAGCAGUAUGUCACUGAGUCAAUGGCUUAUAUGAUCUGCGCUAACAUGGACGCCGGAUCUACAGAGUUCCAGAUUGAAGCAGCUAUCGGCAAAAUCUUUGCUUCUGAGGCAGCUUGGGAGAUUGCUGAUGAAGCCAUCCAAGUCUGUGGUGGUAUGGGAUACAUGAAGGAUUCUGGUUUGGAGAGAGUAAUGAGGGAUCUUAGAAUCUUCCGUAUCUUUGAAGGAACCAACGACAUUCUCCGCCUCUUUGUCUCCCUCACUGGACUCAUGAAUGCAGGCCAGCGUCUCAAGGAGCUCCAGAAAGCUCUGAAGAGCCCCGCCAUGAACCUGGGCAUCAUCAUGGAGGAGGCCAACAAGAGAGCCAAGAGGAUGGUCGGCAUCAACUCCGGACCAUCCCUCGGGGAGCACUGCCACCCCGAUCUCCAGACCUCAGCCAGCCAGGCCUCUAAGGCUAUCAGUGACUUCUCAGUCAGUGUGGAGGAGAUGCUGAUGCAACAUGGCAAGAACGUGGUGAAUAAGCAAUUGCAUCUAUGGAGGAUGGCUGACGCUGCGAUUGAUAUCUACGCUAUGGUGGCAACUCUCUCAAGAGCUUCGCGAUCCCUGAAGAACGAAGUCCCGUCCGCCGACCACGAGAAGACGAUGUGCGAAUUCUUCUGCAACGACGCCGCACAGCGCGUUGAAGACAACCUGAAAGCCCUCAAGAACAAACAGACCAAAGAGAACUUUGAAGCUGUCCCUAAGAUAUCUCAGGCUAUGGUGCAGUCGGGAGGCCUCCUGGCCGAUCAUCCUCUUGGAUUUUAAAUUAAAAUCAUGCCAGCCGUUCCAGUCUACAUUCAAAUCUAAACUUUCCUGGCGACAGUAAACUACAAACUAAAGAGGUUUGUGUCUCAAUAAUUAGCAAUAAUAGCAAAUAGGAAACUUAUACUCGAUUCAGACAGGCGCUCUUGCGUCAAGCCAAACCAAAUUAUUUAAUUAGAAACCUGGAGAGUUUGACAUCUGAAACAGUUAGGAACGAAUGAACAAUCUAUUUGGUUCGACGGCACUCUAGAGUGCCUGGCUGAACGGACUUUUAUCUCAUUUGAAAGAGACAAAAAUUCCUUUUUUUUUUCAACUAACCCUGACUAAGCUGAACUCAAAUUUUCAUCGUCGAUUCAAAGCCUUUACUUUGUUAAGUACUUUGAAACAAAUUAUCAAGAGACUGGAAUGGCCACUCAAAUAAAACAAAUCUAUAAAUAUUUUGGUUAUUUAUCUAUUGUGUACAAAAUUUUUUCGUCAAUUUUAAAGAUAACACAGCGACAGAAAAUUUUAGUAAAUCUUACAUUUGAUGAAUUAAGGCACCAUCAAAUUGUUUGUGUACUUCAAAUGUUUAUCUAGAGACUCAUGAAGGGUCAUUCAAAUAAAACAAAUAUAUAAAUUGUGUACAAAAUAUCUAGGUAAAUUUUAAGGAUAACACAGGGACAGGACAGAACACAUCCAGUAAGUCUUGCAAUAAGGCAUUAUCAAAUCUCAAUCAUUGUUUGUUAUAGAAUUUCAGGUUGUUAAAAUGAUAGAUGAAGUAUUUCAUAUCUCAGAAAGAUGUGUACAUAUCAUUUUUAGCCCUCCCCAAAAUUUUGGGAAAUUUCACCCUUUCAAAAAAAAGGUUCUGCAAAUUGGACCUAAAACUGUGACAAAUUAUUUGUCUAUCUAGUUUUAAAGCACAAAUUAUUUCUCUGUUGCGAUGUGAACACCAAUCAUGGUAUUUGUUAUCAGCAAUAAAUAAUGAGGGUUUUUAAUAAAAAAAAGUAAGUGUUUUCCCGGUGGAAAAAUUGUACAGACUACUAACUUUAAGGAUAGACACAUUUCAUUGUCUAACUGAAUCAUGUUAAUUCUAUUGUGUAAAUACAUUGCGACAAUUUUGUCAUGAUAUUGAAGAGGUGAUUAGAUGUGCGUAUUGCAGGUCACAGAAGAAAACUUUCUCAAGUUGGCAUCGUCGCCCACAGAACGUGCAUCUAAAACUCUCUAUCUGUUCAUCACAUGGUAUCGUUUCCAUCAUAAUACCUACCUUGUGUUUAAUUAUCUCUGAAUAUGUUAAUGAAGUUGUAGGUUUGUAUGUAUUCAACAGUGAUUUAGAAAGGGGAACUAUAUUUGAUAAAAAUUCAGGUUUGUAAAAUACACCAUCAUUUGUCUUUUGAGCUCCAUUGGUGAAAUAUGAAGAAACUUUUGGGUGAAGGUUUAAAGAAUGUCGUGAUUAUUCUUUGUGCGUCUGGAAUUGCGUUUGUGUGUGUGUGUGUGUGGGUGUUGAUCUGUUUAGUAAUGGUAAUUAUAUUAGUUAACCCUCCGACUUUGGUACCAAUUCAUGGCAAUGUCACUAACCACUUGAAACCAUUGAAGUGCACAGGUUAUUAAAGGUGGCGUUCCCUGUGCAAAGCUAAACUGUAUGGCUACAUGUUUGCUGUGUAGAUGCAUUUACCGUACGGUACCAUAUUGCAGGCUGGCUUGCAUAUUGUCAUUAAACAAACAACAGUGUAUGGUCAGCAAUUAGGAGGGUUGAAAAAACAUGCACUUGAACAAAAAAACUGGGAACAUGUGUUAGUGACACCAACGCAAAGACCAAUGCAUGGUCUGCUUUAACCCUCCAUAAAACUGGAACUUGUUCAGUACAAAAAAAAAUAUACAAAGAAAUCAGUGUUAUCCCAAUACAUACUCCUAAGGUGUUUUUCGUUGUAACUUGUAGUUUUUUUAUUUUGUUUUAUUGGAUGUAGAAGUAGUACAGGUUUAAUCUAAAGACAGUUGUUUCUAACCAUGAUUGUAUGGUUAUUAUAACAUCUAAAUGGCAAUGCCAUUUCAAUGCAAAUAUUGGAUUAGAUUAAAUAAUUAGAUGUAGUGUAGUGACUUGUGAAAUAUAAAGACGUGUAUUUUUAUGGUUUUUGUUUUUUAAAUCGGCCCAACUGUUUUAAUAUUUCCUGUUUCCGUUAACUUGUGUCGUGGUGACACUUAAAUCUUGGAGUUGUUUUAUUUUCUCAUUUAAAAAAUAGUAUCAUUUUCUAAUUGGGUUAUUAAUGUCUACGAUCUUUGGAUUACGAUAUUUCAAAGAGUCAAGCAAAUUCUGUCAUCAGAUUCUCCUGAAGUGUUCAUGAUAAAAACAUUAGAUGCCUCGUUUGGAAAUUAUUUUUAAUCGUCAAAGAACAGUUUCCACACUCUGUGUGACCAAACAUCUACAGUAAAUAAUAAACCUGUGAAAGUUCAAAUUCAAUUGGUCUUCGGAGUCAUGAGAAAAAGGUAAAACAAAACUUGUUGUUUUCACUUUUGGAGUGGAGCAACAUCCUUCCAGGGAAACUUUCCCUCGAAGCAAACCCAUCUCUAUACCGUGUCAGUUGUGUGUUAAAGGCAGUGGACACUAUUGGUAACAACUCAAAAUAAUUAUCAGCAUAAAGCCUGGUUUGGUAACGAGU